Biomphalaria glabrata is the source of this 4461-nucleotide messenger RNA. Its product is annotated as endophilin-B1-like. The record is from RefSeq and is a predicted model, not a curated record. The coding region runs from base 195 to 1331 and encodes 378 amino acids. The transcript is spliced from 12 exons. NCBI's taxonomy places the organism in Eukaryota, Metazoa, Mollusca, Gastropoda, Planorbidae. Gene Ontology annotation, cellular component: cytoplasm; membrane. Gene Ontology annotation, biological process: membrane organization. Gene Ontology annotation, molecular function: protein binding.
GGAAUACGGAAGUGACUUUUCAUUCGGCAGAUAGGCACGUCAAAACUAUUGAUUUUACUCAUUCUUAAAUUAUACAGUAGUUCUAGAUAUCUAGACUACAAACUAGAUCUAGAUAUUGAAUCUAGUCUAGCUAGGCAGAAAAAAAAGAGACAAGUUUCGUUGUUUAAAUUGAUCUAUUUAACAAGGAGUUUGAAAUGGAUUUAAAUUCACUUAAUGCCAAGUUUAAAAAGGUUGCAGGGGGAGCUUCUACAGUUUUUAACAGAGCAGUUCAGUUCACAGAGGAGAAACUUGGCACUGCAGAGAAAACAGAAUUAGAUGCUCAUUUUGAAAAUUUGAUGCAGAGAUCAGAUAAAACGAAAUACUGGUCAGAAAUUCUUUUAAAACACACAGAUACCUUACUACAACCCAAUCCUAAUCUUCGUAUGGAAGAUUUACUCUAUGAGAAACUGGAUAAGAAAAAAAAAGAUAGAACUACACAGUAUGAGAUUCUAGGCAAUUCAAUGGUUGAAGCAGGAAAUGACUUUGGUCCUGGAACUUCAUAUGGUAAUGCACUUGUCAAGUGUGGUCAGUCUCAAAUUCAGAUUGGCAAUGCAGAAAGAGACUUUGUUACCAGCACUGUCAACAACUUCCUUCAACCUCUGUCCAACUUUUUGGAAGGAGAUAUGAAAACCAUAUUGAAAGAAAAAAAGAUUUUAGAGACCAAAAGACUUGACCUGGAUGCCUGUAAAAGCCGAGUAAGGAAAGCUAAAUCACAAAGCUCUACACAACAGGAUGGGAAGGCCUGUACCAAGUCUGCUUCAAGCCACCCAUACAUCAUGGCUGAGGAUGAUAUUGCCAAAGCUGAGUCAGAUCUGCGUGUAGCUCAGUCAGAGUUUGACAGACAGGCUGAGAUAACAAAAAUAUUGUUGGAGGGAAUCAACAGUACCCAUGCCCAUCAUCUGAAAUGUCUGAAUGAAUUCAUUGAAGCUCAGAUGACUUUCUUUGCACAAUGCCAACAGUACAUGUCUGACUUACAGAAACAACUGGGAAGUUACCCUGUUGGUGGUGGCCCCUCAAACAACAAUACCUCUUCUUCUAGUAGCAGCCUGCCUGCCCCCUCCAAUACUUAUACACCUCCUUCAAUAGAGGUGACGGCCCCCACACCCACAGAGAAGCGCCAGGCCAAGGCCCUCUAUGACUAUGAUGCUGCUGAUAGUUCGGAAUUGUCGCUUCUAGCAGAUGAGUUGAUUAUGGUGUAUAGAGUUCAAGGCCUAGAUCCAGAUUGGUUGAUGGCAGAACGUGGUUCUCAGCGUGGGAAAGUUCCUGUCACUUACCUGAAGGUGUUAGAAUAAGAGAAUGCUGUCUUCUAGGGGGUUAUGGGAUUUCUAUUGUUUAACUUAGAAUUUGUUGUUGUUGUUGUUGUUUUUUUUUACUUAUGAGAGGCUUAUUUCCUUUACAGGUGUCUGGAAAAUAGGUUGGUGUUAACUGAUAUUUAGAAGUAGAAUGGCAUUUAACUUUGACAACCUGAUGUUAAAGUAUAACUAACAGAACACAAUGACAUAAAUACUUACUAGGAGAAAGACAAGUUUCAGUGUUAGAGGAAUGUUCAAUAUAUAAACAUAUAUAUAUAUAUAUAUAUAUGUUUAUCAAAUUGUAAUGUAAAAUUAGCUCACAAUAGAUAAUUCAUCUAUAUCAAUGAUAAAGCUAGAGUUUGAGUUUUAUUAGACAUAUAACUAAAUACAAGACUGUCAAGGUAUUGAGUUUGUAAGAUUUGAAAAUGUAAUAUUUUAAUUUAACAUCGAGCCACACACCUAAUUAUUUCUGCCUGUACACUAUGAACAAAACCUAUAUGUAGCUGUUACUACACUACACCGAACAUUCAAAACACCAUGGACACUUAGAAAUGAUCUAGACAUAGACUGUACAGUCCAGUCAUGUGUAGGAAGUCAAUUCUUGACCCUGCACUUCUCUUCAACCUGUGCAAUGCUUUGUUUCUUGUUGGUUUGAACCAAGACUAUGUGACUAGUCUAUAGACACAGUUUGUAAACAGAUGUACAGAUUGUAUUUGUGCACACAUUGUUUGUUUGUUUUUUGGAGGAAAGCAACUUUCUAGGACUCUGAGUCACAGAAUGGAAUAAGGAAAUCCCUCAAUUGUUUAAUGUAUAGAACUUCUUAGGAACAACUUUGUCUAGAAUGCAGUUGUUCAAUCUAAAAGUGUAAAUAUUGAAAGAACAAAGCUCUGACAAACACCAUGAGCAAAUACAUUGCCCACAUAUUUAUGUAUUGACUGUCUAGUGAUCAACUACUGUGCUUGAUACAAAGGUUUCUAUUGCCAACCACUAAGAUGUUUAGCAUGUGAUGUGCACCAAGAAAAGACUCGCUAUUUCCUGGCUUAGUUUUAAUUGGUUUAAAGCUAUCAUUGUUUUUUUGCUAGCCAUUCAAGUAUUCACAAAUAUGAGUUCAUAUUUCCAGCUGAUUAAUUCUUUAAGUAAAAUUUUUAAAUGUUCUUAUUGUUUCUACUAUUAUUUUAUGCUUUUGAUGCUGUUGGGAUUAUUGUACUAUUGAACAUGUAUUUAUUUUAAUUGAACAUUGUCAUGUAGUGGUUGAAUUCAUUCUUGAAACUAUCUAUCUAUGUAUAUGUUAAACCAUUUAGCCUUGUUUUCACUCAGUAUGCAUUUGACUUUCCCAUGGAAACAGUUUGUUGUAUUGCUAGGAACUAUAUCCCUACCAGUGCCUCAAGGGAGGUAACUUGGAAUGUUUUAUACUGUUAAAUGUGGGUGCUACAAGGGAUGUAACUUUAGAAAGUUGUAUUGUGUUCUUAUCAAUUAUCCAAUUGUUGCACCCAAUUGUUUUUGCUGCAUUUUUAUUCCUGGAUUGAUAAUAUUGAACUUUCAAACUUUAAAAUUAUGUAGGUUUUUUUUAUUUCAACAUUGUUGUGUGAAAUUUAAUUCUUUUCUUCAGUCUUUUUUUUUUGUUUUACAAUAAUCAAUAAUUCCAUAUGUUAAAAUGAUUAAAAUACAGCAUAUAUUUGUAUCUAUAUGUUUAGCUAUUAUUCAGCUAGGUAAAACCAUUUCAUGAAAGUAUAUAUAAAUUAUGAAAAUACAAAUGACCAUAAAUUAUAUAGAUAGUUCAUACCUAUGAAUUCAAAAUGAAUUCAGUCUUUGGUCCAUUACAUAUUACAGAGAAGGCAUUUGGGAAGCCAAAACUAGUGCAUAUUUUACUUUUUUUUAACCCCCCCCCCUCCCUUCCCCAUUUGUUUGUUCCAUUGAACCAACAACUUUGCUAUCUUGUGUUUCUUGAUCAUUUUAUUUUAUUUUCAAAGAAAAUAGAUUUCUCUCCCAUCUCAUAGUUCUACUAGAGUCACAAUCUAGUGUUUGGAUUGAACUUUGAUUCAUUCUUCCAGCUUGCUUCAUUUCCUGACUUAGAAUUGUGCUUUUCUUUAUGUGUAUACAUUAGACAUGAAUGGACACUCACCCACUGUAGAGAACGUUUAUUCAUUGGACCUAUAAUGUCUUGAAAGUUGAACAUAUUUACUUGAACAUUUUGUUCACCUGUUGUGACACAUUGAAAUGGUUACCAAGGUCCAUGAACUAUGCAUGUUCAAUAAACCAAUGAGGUGAACACUACAGUUCAGCUGCACUUUGAAUGUUUCUGUGACUAACACAUCUAUGCCAUCUUGUUACCCAGCAUAAUGUGGAUCUAGGAUAUUUUUAGUUUUAUGUUGAAGAUUGUGGUUUAGAAUCAAUUCUAUUUCAUUCCAAUACAGUCUGGAGAAUUGAGUGCACUGCACUGACUCUUCUUGGUGCACAGUUUCUUCUCCUUGCUUUCUACUGGAAUUCAACUUGACCUAUUGCUGUGUGUACAAAACAUUGAUUGUACUAUCUUGGACUGGGUUCUGUAUAUGUGUUGUAUAACACAUUCUCUCCCCACUCCAGGGUUUAGUUGAAUGUAAUCAUUCAGUGUGUAGCAUUAUUUUGUCUAUUACACCCUAGUAGCUAGCAUCUAUCACUGCACCCCCACUUUGUUACUUAGGAAGAGAGCAUCCAACACAAUGAAAAUAUUUUUGAUCUUUGUCUGCUCUAUACAACACAAAAGUGAACAUCAGAAUUGACCUUUUGGUUCACGUCACUCUGUUCUUUUGAAUGACUUUCAACAUUUUUUUUUUAAAAGUCACUUUUUAAAAAUUCAUAAUCACUUCUAAAAAUUAAUCAGAUAUUAUUGAACAUAAUGUUCUUAGUGAUAUUAAAGAUGUUCUGGUCUAUUUUACUGAACCUGUGGUCUGACAACAAAAGGUUCAGUCCCCUCCCUCCCUCUCUAGCACAAACUCAACUCUGACUGGUAGCAAGGUCACAUAUUUGUUUAGUCAGAUCUAGUCUCUAUAUAUGUCACAAUCUCAUGUUUGAUGCUCAAAUGUUAUCAUCAUAAGAUCAAGAAGCUUAGGAUUAACAUUUCAUUGCUAAUAAAUAGAACAAGCAAAAACAA